AAUUUUCCCUCCUGCUGACGACCAGACUACAUACACUGCAGGAAGCAACCAGCCAAGCUCGUCGAGUUCUUCAGCUUUCGGAACCAAUCGGAAGUUCAAGGAACCAUCAGACAAACACUCAACAAGGGAGCACACACUUAACUAGAUCAAUGUUCGGCUUCAGCCAUACUCGAUGAGCACACGUCGUCGGAAUCCGAAUGGGAAUUGUUCUUCAAACCUGCACAGUGGUGAAGAUGCCAGCAUCUGGCGAGACCUCUACCAACGCCUAAACCAACUCAUCGCAGCCCAGGACCGCACCAGCCAGUCUGCCCUCCAACUCUCCAAACUUCUUGCCCCCCAUGAGUCCAUCUCCGCUUCACUCGACACUCUCUCCAGACACGUCACCGAUGAGCUCGGGAUCUUGGAUGUUUGCCUCGAAAGGCUCGGGAUCUUGAUUGCUCUUCGGGAAGCGCCCCCUGAUCCACCAUUGCAAGGUCGUUCAACUAAAAAACGUCGAUUGGAACCGGCUAGUUCAGCGGGCUCAUGCGAUCGUGGUGUCUCACCACUCGCAAGCACAUCGACGUCCAACAGCCAGACUCAGGCAACUAGCGAGCAGCCCAAUGCGGAUUCGCCAGCCAGUCGCAUCUCCUCACCCGUCCCACUCUCCUCUCUGCCGCCGAUGUUCACCCAAACCCAGACUCGAUCUCAGGUAGGCUCACGCUCAAGCACCCCGAUCUCCGACGGGAGCACCUCCAAGAAGACCGACUCCUCGAGUACCAUGAGUGCCCGGCCGACCAGCUUGAGAAUCGACAGGCGAGUUGCCUUCAGAGAUCAACUCCCACUGCUCCCCGGCCGUUUGGUCGCCUUUAAAUGCCCUAGGAAACCCUCUGAUCACCCUGCUGAGGAACAUUGGAUCAUGGCCAAGGUAGUCAAAUGUAUCUCUGGAGAUAGGAACCGCUAUGAAGUGGAAGAUGUAGAUGAGGAAGGACGGAAGGGUUCGAAACAGUUCAGCUGGAACACGACGCUCAAGUCGAUCAUCCCACUGCCAGUCAAAGACCAUCCCGACACCUAUCCUCCAGCAGUCCUCCCCCCAGGCACCACCGUCCUAGGCCUCUAUCCUGAUACGACGACUUUCUACAAGGGUAAGGUCAAAUCAGGCCCCUCUGACAGGGCGCGCAGGUAUAAGGUCCUCUUCGAGGAUGAUGCCGACACUGGCGCGCUCAAUGUUGGUAUGGAACAUCUCGUCCCAAUCACUUGAAGUUGAUCUAUCUAUCAGCCUGCUCGAUGCUUGCUCCAUUUUCUUCUUCUUCUUCUUCUUUUUCGCCUGUUUUUCGAUUUGUUUUUUUAAACUUGACUCCCUGGCCAAGCUGUGUAUGUUUUCUUCAACAAAAGAGAAAUAAAUCAUAACCUCAGUUCAUUAAGUCAAUCAACAAUUGCGGAACCUGAUCUGGGA
Molecule: messenger RNA, 1432 nt
Organism: Puccinia graminis f. sp. tritici CRL 75-36-700-3
Lineage: Eukaryota; Fungi; Basidiomycota; Pucciniomycetes; Pucciniales; Pucciniaceae
Exons: 5
Coding region: 173-1237 (354 amino acids)
Cellular component (GO): SAGA complex
Source: RefSeq, a predicted model, not a curated record